CUCUCUCGCUAAUAGCGCCGGUCCAAUUCUUAUUUGGAUCGCAAACCUCACCACAGGCGUCAUGUCUUCUUUACUCGGAGCUGGCUACGAGUCAAGCGACGAUGACACCACUCCCUCCGCCCCUGCACUCCAGCCCCCGGCGCCGUCUGCGACCAAGAUUGUUGCGGCGCCCGAAGUGAACACAGAGGUUUGGUCCCCUUCAUGAGAUUCUAUAAUCCUUGGAUUCGAACUCAUUUCCCACGAGAAUAUCUAAAUUUAAAACAUUCACAUGGCUAAUAUCCCUACAGGACCAAGCACACAUGCAGAUGAUGCUCGCUAACACCUCUUCUACCGCCCUCACCUACAACGCCACAUACGAUGACCUUUCUCGACCAUCGCAAGGUCCGGCCAACCCCUUCAAAGCCACCGAGGGGCCCAACGGCCUCAAGCGCAAGAACGUCCCCACCGGAUACGCCGAGGAGGCCGCCAUCAGUGAAGCGACAUUCACGGCGCAGCAUCGCACCUUCCAGAGUCUCGGUUACACGCGCAACCCGACCAUGCCCGAGCAGUUCGUUGGCAACCUCGCCCACGCGGCGCAGUUCGGUGGCCGCGACGUCAUUCAGAUGAAGCCCUCUAAGGCGGUCUCCGCCGCGCUGCGGUCCAAGCGACAGAAGAAGGGCGAUCCCAGCAUCGUCGAGGGCGAGGGCGCGUACCUGGGGCCCUGGGCCAAAUACCAAUCGGACGACCGCUACUACGACGACGAAGCCGUUGAAGGAGCGACCGCUGACCGCGAGCUGGCCAGCGACGAGGAGUAUGUGUACGAGGACGAGGACGAGACGGCAACCGCCGGCGGGGUACCAGCGCACGUCCCGGCGCCGAUGGACAAACUGGCGACCGACUACCAAGACGACACGACCACGGCGGAGACGACCGAGUUUCACGGCAGCGAGCAAUUCGACUACCUGGGCCGGACGUACAUGCACAUCCCGCAGGACCUGGACAUCGACCUGCGCAAGGAACCGGGCAGCACGAAGAACUUCAUCCCCAAGAAACUCUUCCACACCUACAAGUCGCACACCAAGGCGAUCACCUCGCUGCGCUUCUUCCCGCGGUCGGGCCACCUGCUCCUCUCCGCCGCGGCGGACGGCAAGGCCAAGAUCUGGGACGCGUAUCACUCGCGCGAGCUCCUGCGCACCUUCUCAGGCCACAGCAAGGCCAUCACGGACACCGACUUCCACCCGACGGGCACCACCUUCCUCACGGCCUCGUACGACCGGCAGAUCAAACUCUGGGACACCGAGUAUGGCAAGUGCGUGGGGCGGUUCUCGACGGGCAAGACGCCGCACGUCAUCCGCUUCAACCCGUCCCCGGAGUUGUCGCACGAGUUCCUGGCCGGCAUGUCCGACAAGAAGAUCGUGCAGUUCGACACGCGCUCCGGCGAGCUGGUGCAGGAGUACGACCACCACCUGGCUGCCAUCAACACCAUCACCUUCGUCGACGACAACCGCCGCUUCAUCUCCACCUCGGACGACAAGUCCCUGCGCGCCUGGGAGUACGGCAUUCCCGUCCCCAUCAAGUUCAUCGCCGAACCCUACAUGUUCGCUCUCACGCGCGCCACCCCGCACCCCAACGGCAAGUACGUCGCCUUCCAGUCCGGCGACAACCAGAUCGUCGUCUACGGCGCCACCGACAAGUUCCGUCAAAACCGCAAGAAGAGCUUCCGCGGCCACAACAACGCCGGCUACGCCAUCGACAUCCGCAUCUCGCCCGAUGGCCAGUUCCUGGCCUCCGGCGACAGCGCCGGCUAUGUCUGCUUCUGGGACUGGAAAACCGGCAAGAUGUACCAUAAGAUCUUGGCCGGCGGGAAGGAAGGCGGCGCCACUACUUGUCUGGAUUGGCACCCACAGGAGACGAGUAAGGUCGUUACGGGUGGGUUGGAUGGGUUGAUUCGCUAUUGGGAUUGAUUUCGGGGGGAGUUCUAUUCGCAAGAUAGACGAUUCGGUGUAGGGGUCAUGGGAUAAUGUUAUUUUCUUUCUUCCCUUGUUACUACUACAAAAGCUAAGGCUUUUCUUUUCUUUUUUACUCAAGUAUAGGACAAUCACGAUCCGGAUUAUGUACAUCCCAUCACGACUGCC
Aspergillus saccharolyticus JOP 1030-1 is the source of this 2114-nucleotide messenger RNA. Its product is annotated as WD40 repeat domain-containing protein. The coding region runs from base 300 to 1943 and encodes 547 amino acids. The transcript has a single exon. Lineage: Eukaryota; Fungi; Ascomycota; Eurotiomycetes; Eurotiales; Aspergillaceae. The record is from RefSeq and is a predicted model, not a curated record. Gene Ontology annotation, molecular function: mRNA binding; protein binding. Gene Ontology annotation, biological process: mRNA splicing, via spliceosome. Gene Ontology annotation, cellular component: catalytic step 2 spliceosome.